This is a messenger RNA of Rasamsonia emersonii CBS 393.64, 1923 nucleotides long. Its product is annotated as Oxidoreductase. Gene Ontology annotation, biological process: regulation of translational termination; peptidyl-proline hydroxylation. The transcript is spliced from 2 exons. NCBI's taxonomy places the organism in Eukaryota, Fungi, Ascomycota, Eurotiomycetes, Eurotiales, Trichocomaceae. Gene Ontology annotation, cellular component: cytoplasm. The record is from RefSeq and is a predicted model, not a curated record. The coding region runs from base 1 to 1923 and encodes 640 amino acids. Gene Ontology annotation, molecular function: peptidyl-proline dioxygenase activity; iron ion binding; L-ascorbic acid binding.
AUGAAGCGCAAGACCGAAGACCGCAACCACGCUAAUGGCCUCCCAGGGGCCAAGAAGCGGGCACUCACAAAUGACAUGGUUAUUGCGCGUUUCCGCGAAGGAUUGUUCGAGCCUGCAGAGCUCGACAAGUACAAGAAGAGCUACGCGAACUCGGGGCCAUACAAACACGGUGUCAUCUGCCCGCUGAUCGAGCCCAAUCUGCUCCGCUCCGUCCGCAAUGAAAUUCAAGAGCACCUGUCAUUCACUGAGAAAGAGACGGAUAUCUACAAAAUCUUCCAGUCGGGCGAUCUCGCGAAUCUGGAUGGCUUGGAUGAUGCCUCCCUGGCGCGCCUUCCGUCUCUUCUACAAUUGCGCGACGCGCUCUACUCCGAGAAAUUUCGCGAGUAUCUCGCCUCGGUGACCGGGUCCGGCAAACUCAGCGGUCGCAAAACGGACAUGGCGAUCAAUAUCUACACGGAAGGGUGCCAUCUUCUCUGCCAUGACGAUGUCAUCGGCAGCAGGCGUCUCAGUUACAUCCUGUAUCUGACGGAUCCAGACAAUCCCUGGCGCCCAGAAUGGGGUGGAGCGUUGCGACUGUACCCGACGAAGACCGUCAAGGACGAGAAAGGGGAGGAUAUCAAGAUCCCCAGCCCUGACCAUAGCCUCUCGAUCCCCCCAGCCUUCAACCAGCUCAGUUUCUUCACCGUCCAGCCAGGCGAGAGCUUCCACGACGUCGAGGAGGUCUACCACCCCGCGGAAAAUGAGAAAGGAAAGGAGAAGCGAGUGCGCAUGGCCAUCAGUGGAUGGUAUCACAUCCCACAGGAAGGGGAAGACGGAUAUGAGGAGGGUCUGGAGGAGAAGCUGGCGGAGCGGAGCAGUCUUUCACAGCUUCAGGGUCGAGGCGACAUCUAUGACCAGCCCCAGCCUCAGCCGGUGGACUGGGAGUCGGAGGAUGCUGCCGCGGACAAGGGCAAGGGCAAAGGCAAGGAGGCUGUCAGGUCGGAUGACAGCGAGUUUUCGGAGUCGGAUCUCAACUUUCUCCUCAAAUUCAUCUCCCCGUCGUACCUGACGCCCGACAUUGCUGAGGAGCUCUCGGAAACGUUCGCCAAUGACUCCUCGCUCAGCCUGGAGCGUGUGCUAUCAGACAAGUUCGCAGCUCGGGUGCGGGAGUACAUCGAGGAGCAGGAAAAGGCCGCCUUGCCCCAGUCGUCGGACGAGAUUGAAUCGAGCACGGACUGGAAGGUUGCUCGCCCGCCGCACAAACACCGCUAUCUCUUCCAGCAGCCGCGGAAAGGGGCGGCGGCGUCGUCGCCCAUUCAGGAGUUGUUGAACGACCUUCUCCCGUCGCAGGCGUUCCGAAAGUGGCUGUCCCAGAUUACGGGCAUGAAUCGGCUUACUAGUUACAAUCUGCUGGCUCGUCGAUUCCGUCGUGGACAGGAUUACACACUUGCCAGCGGCUACGAUGGAGAGGAGCCGCGCCUGGAAUUCACGAUCGGUCUUACGCCUACACCUGGAUGGGAGAAGGAGGAUGACAACGAGGAAGAAGAUGAGGAGAAUGGCGAGGGAGAAAGCAAGCCGGCAGAGGAAGAGGAGGAGAAGACGACCGACGAGCCAUCCGUGGGCGGAUACGAAGUCUACAUGGCAGGCGAUGACGACGAGGAGGAGGAAGACGAAGAAGAAAACGAAGACGGGGUCAAGACCAAGAAACCCAAGUCCGACCCAGCCAUCUACAAAGCAGCUGGCGACGACGAUGGGAUCCUGUUCAGCAUGGCCGCGGGCUGGAACCGGAUGAGCAUUGUCCUGCGCGACAGCGGCACGCUCAAGUUUGUGAAAUACGUCAGUGCGGCGGCAAAUGGGGACCGAUGGGACAUUACGGGUGAAGUGGGUGUUGUUUAUGAUGAGGAGGAGGGGGAGGAGGAUGACGAUGAGGAGGAGGAGAGUUAG